Dioscorea cayenensis subsp. rotundata (Guinea yam) is the source of this 1311-nucleotide messenger RNA. RefSeq names its product UDP-glycosyltransferase 73C1-like. Gene Ontology annotation, molecular function: UDP-glycosyltransferase activity. The record is from RefSeq and is a predicted model, not a curated record. Bases 1 to 1311 code for a protein of 436 amino acids. Lineage: Eukaryota; Viridiplantae; Streptophyta; Magnoliopsida; Dioscoreales; Dioscoreaceae. The transcript has 4 exons.
AUGACCAAACAAACAACCAUCAUCAGUGACUCCAACAACAACACUGCUCCUCCUCCUCCUCCUCCUCCUCCUCAUGUUGUUCUAGUUCCAUUAAUGGCACAAGGACACAUAAUCCCCAUGCUUGACAUGGCACGGUUACUGGCCGAGCGUGGCACCCGCGUCACCUUCAUCACAACCCCAGUGAACACGUCGCGCAUAAAACCCAUCAUAGUCCGAGUGCACGAGUCCAACCUCCCUAUAGACUUCAUCGAGGCUCCCUUUCCCCUGCACCGAAGCUGGCCUACCCCCCGGCUCUCACUCCAACUUCUCGCCCUCCCUCUCGAGCAACGCCUCAAAAAUCUCGUCCCCCGCCCCACCUGCAUGAUCAACGACAUGUUCAACCCGUGGACGGCUAACGUCGCACGUUCACUCAACAUUCGUCGCCUCGUCUUUCAUGGCCCUUCUUGCAUUCACAUCUAUUGUAGUCAUGUUUUUCAUCUGCAUAAGAUUUAUGAGACCGUUACUGAUGAGUUUGAAGAAAUUGCUGUGCCUGGUUUGACUGAUUAUGAUGAUGUUGUUGAGGAGACGGCUGAUGGGGUGGUCAUCAACACUUUCGAUGAUGUCGAGCCUAUGUUUGUGGAGGCUUAUAAGAAGGUGGUUGGAAAGGAUGUUUGGACUGUUGGGCCAUUGUGUUUAUAUGAUAAGGAUGAUGAUUUUAGUGCUAGGAUUGUGAGAGGGAACAAGGCUGCAGUGGAUCAAGAGAAGUUGUUAUGUUGGCUUGAUUCUAUGGAAGAAAAUUCUGUGCUUUAUAUCAGUUUUGGGAGUUUGAUUCGGAUGAAUGUCGGGCAGAUAUUGGAGAUUGGGUCAGGACUUGAGGCUUCUGAAGUUCCUUUCAUCUGGGUUAUUAAGGAUGCAGAGAAGUGUCCGAAGGUUGAGGAGUGGUUGGAAGGUCAUUGUGGAUGGAACUCAACGUUGGAGGCAGCGUCAAAUGGUGUGCCAAUGAUCACUUGGCCGCAGUUUGGAGACCAGUUCUUGAAUGAGAGGUUGGUUGUGGAGUUCCUGAGGAUUGGGAUUGCUAUUGGAGUGAAGAAACCAGUGUUUAAUUAUGGUGAGGAUGAGAUUCCGGUAAGGAGGGAUGAUGUGGAGAGGGCUGUGAGGAGUUUGAUGAAUGAUGGAGAGGUGGCUGAGGAGAGGAGGAUAAGGGCUAGAGAGAUUAAGGAGAAGGCCAUUAAGGCUAUGGAAGGAGGAGGUUCUUCUUAUGAGAAUAUAACCAAGCUCGUUGAGUACAUGAAACAGGAACCUCGCAAGGUUGUACAAAGAACUAAAGCUUAA